GACCGAAAUCAUGCGUUGGGCUACCUUCACUACUUUCAUUUCUGUUGCGACCGCGGCGCUGGCUUACGUCGGUCCUGGAGCGGUCACUGGAGAUACUGCAGUACACGAUCCCACAAUGUGCAAAGACUCGGCGGGAACAUACUUCGUCUUCUCCACUGCGGUUGGAAUCAAGAUCAUCACCUCCACGGACCGGACGGCCUGGACGAAUGAAGGCGUCGUGUGGCCUGAUGGUGCAUCAUGGACUGAUGAGUAUACUGGGACGAGCAACGGCAACCUGUGGGCCCCUGAUUGCACCUACGUGAACAAUCAGUUUAGGCUCUACUAUGCUGCCUCGUCAUUUGGGAGCCAAAAUUCCGCUAUCUUUUAUGCCACGUCAACGACUGGAUAUCAAGGCUCAUGGACGAACCACGGACUGAUUACUUCCUCCGAUUCCUCUGAUGAUUAUAACGCUAUUGAUCCAAACUUGUUCAUCGACCCCGACACCAACAAGUGGUGGCUUUCUUUGGGUUCCUUCUGGACCGGUAUCAAACUUACAGAAGUCAGCAACACCGGUGCACUUACUGGUACAACAAUCACGUCCAUCGCACAGCGGUCGGGAUCGAGCACAGCAAUCGAGGCAUCGGCUAUCUAUUCUUAUGGGGAUUAUUAUUAUCUCUUUACUUCAUGGGAUGCCUGCUGUGAAGGUACUUCCAGCACCUACAACAUUCGCGUCGGCCGUGCGACGAGUGUUGCCGGUACGUACUACGACGCGAAUGGAGUUAGUCUUCUCGAAAGUGGCGGCACUCUUGUGCUUGAGACCCACGAUAGUAUUUAUGGACCUGGAGGUCAAGACCUUUUCACAGACUCCGACGGACCUAUCCUGGUCUAUCACUACUAUACAUCGACUGGCAGCUACCUCGGCAUCAACCGCCUCGAUUUCUCUUCUGGAUGGCCUGUGGUUGCAUGAGCGCCACUGCGAGCUAUGUGUCGUUUAUACUUUGCCUUGCGUCUUCGAUCGAGUCGAAGAGCCGGAGUUUGGUUCGCGCUGUUGUUGCGUAUAUACCUCGUUUCUCGUUUCUCGUUUUCAAUGCUAUCAUGCCGUUAUCAA
Messenger RNA from Stereum hirsutum FP-91666 SS1, 1087 nucleotides. Its product is annotated as secreted arabinase. The transcript has 19 exons. The coding region runs from base 11 to 946 and encodes 311 amino acids. The record is from RefSeq and is a predicted model, not a curated record. Gene Ontology annotation, biological process: carbohydrate metabolic process. Gene Ontology annotation, molecular function: arabinan endo-1,5-alpha-L-arabinosidase activity. NCBI's taxonomy places the organism in Eukaryota, Fungi, Basidiomycota, Agaricomycetes, Russulales, Stereaceae.